Messenger RNA from Pomacea canaliculata, 1548 nucleotides. Its product is annotated as RAD51-associated protein 1-like. Gene Ontology annotation, biological process: interstrand cross-link repair; double-strand break repair via homologous recombination. NCBI's taxonomy places the organism in Eukaryota, Metazoa, Mollusca, Gastropoda, Architaenioglossa, Ampullariidae. Gene Ontology annotation, molecular function: single-stranded DNA binding; double-stranded DNA binding. The record is from RefSeq and is a predicted model, not a curated record. The transcript is spliced from 8 exons. The coding region runs from base 80 to 1081 and encodes 333 amino acids.
CUGAAGUCCUACUCUGCAUUGCAAGUGGAGGGAAAAGCAAAAACGUCUUUUUCUUGACAACCGAUUGACUUAAUAAAUAAUGGGGGAACGUCGUUCUGCAAGGUCUCAUAAACAAGUUAACUAUGCCAAGUUUGAUGAUGAACUGGAUGAUGAUUUUGUGGACUCGACACCACCACCAUCUAAAAAGCAGAAGAAAAUUGAUAUCAAAGAAUGUACACAAAAGGAGAAGAAGAAAGAUGAAAAUGUGACAAGUUUUCACAAUGCUGAAAUGAAGAAAGCAACAGCAAAUGCCAAACGGGUGCCAGUGGAAGAAAAAGUGUAUGAACGAGAUCUGCAAGCAGCCCUUGAGCUCUCUCUCGUCAACACUCAGAAUAAUAGAGAAUGUUCUCCAGACCAUGUUCAUCACAGCAUUCCUGCAACAGAGAUAGCAGCUAAAAGAUUGGAUGACAUCCAAUUCAAGAAAAUGCAGUCACCUGUGAAGUCUGUGUCUGGUACUGGUGUUCCAGACACCGAUGAGAUUGAAUUUCUUGGGACUGUUGUAUGCAGUGCCAAUAACUCACCACAACCAAGACGGCAAGCAGCAGCCAUGAAAGACUUUAAUUCUGCUGAUGAUAGUGAAAGUUCUGAUGAGGAGGACUUAAGUGCUGAUGAAGAAUAUACUAGUGACUGUAGUGACAAUGACAGUGAUUUUGAUGGUGGCAGUAGUUCAAAAAGGAAAGCAACAGAUAAAUCAAAGACAUCGUCAUCACUGAAAAAAACAGUUGCAAAAAAAUCCACACCAAAAAUUUCUUCCAAGAAAAGCAAGAAAUUUGGAGUUGAUGCACAGAAGCAGAGUGUAUCGAAUCCUGUUAGUGAGCAUUUGACAUCUUCAACAGCCUUGUCUCGUUCUUCAGCAUCAGGCUCAGGGAACAACCCUCUGUCAUGCAGAAAGCCUGCUUGGACCCCACCAGGUCAGAGUGAUGGCACCAAGACACCCAAGAGCUUAGCUUUGAAAUCACCCUCAUCAGGUCUUCGUCUUGGCCUAUCUCGUCAUGCUAGGAUUAAACCACUGCAUUCGUCGCCUGUUGUGAGCAGAUCUUGAGGCAAAAGGUGUUUUACAAAGACUUACAGCAAGUCUGAAUUUCACUGUGAUAAUGUAGAGACCAGAAUUGUGCUAGAAGUGGCACCUUGACCUAAGCAUGGUUUUCAUACUGUACAUAUUCCAGAGCGAGUGAGUGUGUGUGUGUAGAUGCAUCAUCUGGAAUCAAAGAGUUGCUCUUAGCAAAUUUCAAUAAAAGUUUAAAAGCUUUUUACCAGAUGAUUGUCACAGUUUAAUGCAGCAUCUUUAAGUUUUGAAAGAGUUUGUGUCCUGAAAACAUUUCUAAACUUUAUGGCAGAAUAUUUUGAUCCUAAGAUGUUGAAGAGGAGCAAAAAAAGUGAAACAACUUCAUCAAAAAAUAAGGUUGUUAGUAAUUUGUUCGUUUAACUCAUAGUAUUAAAUUCCUGUUUGUCAACUGCAUUGCCUGCAAAACACUGCAAUCAACAGUUACCACUUUAGAGACUUUCAAG